AGCCAAGAAGUGGGCGCUAGCCCGGGAGGCAGGACCUCGCAUAGAGGCGCACGCUGACCAGGACUGGACUCUGCCUGGCGGCUGGCGGCGGCCCGGUCCUACCCGGAGCUCUGAGGCGGCGGCGGGCGGCCUCCCGCGGGUCGGGAAUAAGCGAUCGGGGCGGUUCCCGUCGCCAGCGAGGCCCGUGUGAAUGUCCCCGCGUCUCCCGGCCUCCGCGCCCUGCAGGUUGGCUCUCUUCUGGUCGCUGCCAGGGCGACACAGAGGCCCCCUAGGACAGAGCGGGCUCGCAGUCGGGAGUGCUGGGCACAUCACUGGCUGCCCGAAUUUCCCCAGCUCGCCCAGCGCGGCCCCUGUGCUUCUGGGGUUUGUAGUCAGCAAGACCUGGUAACGAGACCUGGCUGCAGCUUCCAACUUUUUCGUGACCUUCUGGAAAUCUCCAAGUCUCAGUUCCCGGAAUGAACGCUUGACUCCCAGGACAAACAGGCCUACAGUCCCUGGUGUGAUGAGAAUGUGGGAUUUGUUGUCCUGAAUUAGAAAAGCAAGGCAGUAACCGUGGGCCCUGACUCUGCUCACCAGUGAUGAGAGAGAUGGAAGCCUUAAAUUCUGGGGAUAAAAAGAGGGUCCUUCCCACCUGGAUGACAGCCCAGGCACCUGAGCGGAGGAUGAGGCUGGGGAAGACCCCGAAGAGGAGGAAAAUGGCCGUGGUGGCUGCAGUGAGACCCCCCGCGGUGAAGACCGUGUACUGCAUGAAUGAGGCCGAACUCGUGGACGUGGCUCUGGGGGUCCUGAUCCAGGUAUUCCUUAGGCCCUGUCUCCUUCCUUCCCGAGUUGGCCUUGAUUUCUUCAAGAGCUGUGGGGAGGUGGUGGGGAGGGCAGCGGGGGGGAAGGGGGGUACAGCGGCCACUGAUUCGGGAGAAGUCACAUGCUGGCCGAGGUUUACACAACUGACCAGGGAAAUAAAUCAUGUGUCUCGCCUUCAGAGCCGAAAACAGGAAAAGGCCUUGGAGCAGCUGCCUCUGGCAGGCACUGAUAAACCGGCGCUGUCCCCCACCUGCCCGGAGUCACCCAGUUCUGGCAGCGGGAGUGAGGCCGAGGACCAUGGGAGAGGUGCCUUCCACUCAGGCCCCAGCCCUCCUGGGGGACCCCAAGGCUCUGGCCGUGCCUGCAGCAGGAGCCCCGAGGAAGAGGAGGAGGAUGCGUUCAAGUACGUCAGAGAGAUAUUCUUCAGCUGAAGGACGGAUUCCAGCACUUUGUGUUCAGAACAGUUCGAGGAAGCGGGGCUUUGGCUCCUUGCCAGGGGCAGCUCCCAGCUCCACGCCCUUGGGCUGGGGGGACGGCCCUUGGAGCGGAGAAGCAGUGGGGGGGGGGGGGCCUGGAGCCGGGAGCCGCGGCCGUCAGCAUUCCCGUCUGCACCGCGUCCCCUCCCCGCUCUGGGGUCAGCCAUCUGACGUGGUCAGUUACCCAGUGCCGGGGACAGUGAGGUCGUGGUGGUCGAACUUCGUGGCAUCCAAGAAUCGUGUUAAUAAUUUUCAAACAAAAUAAAGUGUGGCUGCUAGAGUAAAUGCACGGGAA
Messenger RNA from Phyllostomus discolor (pale spear-nosed bat), 1572 nucleotides. RefSeq names its product cell cycle regulator of NHEJ (gene CYREN). Bases 579 to 1232 code for a protein of 217 amino acids. The record is from RefSeq and is a predicted model, not a curated record. The transcript has 4 exons. Lineage: Eukaryota; Metazoa; Chordata; Mammalia; Chiroptera; Phyllostomidae. Gene Ontology annotation, cellular component: cytoplasm; nucleus. Gene Ontology annotation, biological process: negative regulation of double-strand break repair via nonhomologous end joining; double-strand break repair via nonhomologous end joining.